CACUCACCUCCGUCGUGCUGCACACGUCCACACCCCAACACCACCCGCUCCAGGUGGGUUUUGUUUCACCUUCUGCCCCCCCGCAGUAUGGACACCCCCAGCCUACAGCUCAGCACUGUGGGCCCGAACCCCGCUACUGCUCUGGGGUGGAUUAGAACCCUGAAAGGGUUCUGAAGGAGUGUGACCUUUGUUGCUGUGUGGAGGACUCGGUCAGAGUACAAGGAUGCCGUUCAUGUCUGUGAAGUUCAACCUGCAGAAGCGGGUGAAGCUGGCCCAGGGCCUGUGGAUGUUCUACUGGCUCUCCGUCAUUGUGGGAAUCUCAAUAUUCAGCCUCGGAAUCUUCUUCAAGAUCGAGCUGAGGAAGAGGAGUGAGGUCAUGGACAACAGUGAGAGCCACUUGGUUCCGAACCUGCUGAUCCUGGUGGGUAUGCUGGCCUGCGGCCUGAACGCUUUUGGGGGCAAGAUGUGCCAUGAUGCUCUGGACCCAAUAAAGUUCUCCAAGAUGAAGCCGAUGCUAAAGCCAUUCAUGCUGCUGAGCUGCGGCUUCAGCAUGCUGCUGCUGCUGGUGGCGCUGCUCUGCUUCCUCAUGCAGUUCUCCAUCUACCUGACGCUGGCCGAGGGCCUGAAAAACACCAUCAGGUUCUACAAAGACACGGACACGCCGGGACGCUGCUUCAUGAAGAGGACACUGGACAUAACGCAGAUAGAGUUCCGCUGCUGUGGAAACAACAACUUCAGGGACUGGUUUGAGGUGCAGUGGAUCAGCAACCGCUACCUGGACAUGAGCAACGACGUGGUCAAAGAUCGUGUCCUCAGUAACGUGGAGGGAAAGUAUCUGAUGGACAGCGUUCCCUUCAGCUGCUGUAAUCCCGGCUCACCACGGCCCUGCAUCCAGCAUCACCUGACCAAUAACUCCGCCCACUAUGACUAUGACCACCGCACUGAAGAGCUGAACAUCUGGACCAGAGGCUGCCGUGAGGCUGUCUUCUCCUACUACAGCAGUAUCAUGACCAGCAUCGGAGUGCUCAUCAUCAUCACCAUCAUCCUCGAGUCGAUGGAUGUUGCAGGUCUCAAGUACCUGAGCACAUCUCUGGAGACGAUGACGGAUCCUGAGAACCCCGAGUGUGAGAGUGAAGGCUGGCUGUUGGAGAAGGGCUUCAAGGAGACCUUUGCUGAUGUUCUCACAAAGCUCAAGACACUGGGUCGGGCCAACCAGGUGCAGGAGGGUGGAGAUGCCCCAGAGGCCACCACCUGAAGGCCCCGCCCCCUUAAAAGAACUGAGGUUUCCCCUCCCUAACAGCCACCAUUUUAAUGAAGAAAGAGGCUAAAUGGCUGUUCAGCUGUAAUGCCACAAAACCUGUGGCAGCAAACACACACACUCACACACACACACAUACACAGUGAAUGCCAGCAUAUUUCAUUUUGCUAAUAUGUUGAAGAGUUUUUGAAACAGGAAGAACAAAAAUCAGUGGUUAUAAAUAAAUCUGAUAAUUUUGGCAUGAACUGAGCCCGACCGAUUCCACUCUCUGUGGAUCAGCUGACCAACAGGCUGCCACACUUCCAUUAUUUGUCCUGCAGAGGACGCCAUAGUUCCACCAUCCAAUGAUUUUUGCCAAACAUGUUUGUUUACGUUUAGAUUUUGUUGAUGUGAUAUAUUUUACUAUCGGUUGGAUUUUGGUCUCAUCCUUGUUUUCCUGAAAUUCCCAGCUGUCACCUGUGACAAGUAGCUGGUAAGCACCCACCUGUGUAGUUAUGUGAAGAAAACUUCCAGAAGUCCUUAGGUGUGAAAUGUAUACCUGAACAGCUGGCGAUCUGUACAUACAGGUGUAAAUAAAUCCUAAUUCAGUAUUUCUGAGCUCGCUCACAUCUGACUGGGCAGCAUGGGUGGCUUGGUCACCGUUUUUCAAACUGAAAUCUGUCAAAUUUGAUCUAAAGGUGACAGUUUGAUGAAAAGUCUUAGCAUGGUAAAAAUGAGCUCAGUGACCUGUUUGACCUUGGUUUAGUCUCUGAAAUGCUGUUAGAGGUCCAGCCAGGUGGGGUUCUCCGGUUCCUCUGCAGGUUUCACAGUUGGUGUGUCUCACUCCCCCCUCUUGUUGUUUGUAGAAAAACAAAGGAAGUUCUGGUUCUGUUCAGCUGAAGUUUGUUGGUCUAAAGCGUUUUAAUCUGUCACUCAGUGGGAUGAUGGCCAUGGAGCUGAGCUUAUCGGACAAAGCUCAGGGUGAAAGGUGAUCAUCUGGUUUCUAGUCAGACUGUAAUCAGACCUGAUCAGCUGUGUAGUACUAAUCGAACACUAGAGAUGUUUAUGUUUGUGUUAUGUUUUCUGAUGUUGUUGGUUUGUAGUUCUGAUGUAACUCAUAAAACUACGUAACUGAUACCAAACCAUGUGACCGGCUUUUAUUAAACACCUUCACACACC
Molecule: messenger RNA, 2416 nt
Organism: Nothobranchius furzeri (turquoise killifish)
Lineage: Eukaryota; Metazoa; Chordata; Actinopteri; Cyprinodontiformes; Nothobranchiidae
Gene: prph2b
Product: peripherin 2b (retinal degeneration, slow)
Biological process (GO): visual perception
Cellular component (GO): plasma membrane
Source: RefSeq, a predicted model, not a curated record